AUGAACAAUUCUACUAACUCUGAUUUUAAUAAGAUCCGACAGAUGAACGAAGUAUAUCUCUUUCCACGAGAUCAGAAAAAUAAUUUCAAUGUUAAAAGGAUGAGAUUUCGAAAACUGCUCGGAGACCAAUCCAUGGACCUGCUUAUUGUGGAGGAGGCCAGAACUACCGAUCAAAUCCCGAAUAAUAUCAACGAGGCGUUAUUUCAUCCAGAAUAUAGAGAGUAUUUUAGUGAAACUUUUGGUAUUACUGGUGUUCGCCCAGUGUUUAUAGACCAUUCUGGGAUGGUUAUUUUGACGUUAGAUGAUCAUGGUAUUAUGUUCAAAUGGAAUGAAAUGGACAAAUACAUGGAAGAAAUCUGA
Messenger RNA from Scutellospora calospora, 360 nucleotides. The record is from the annotation of a GenBank genome assembly. NCBI's taxonomy places the organism in Eukaryota, Fungi, Glomeromycota, Glomeromycetes, Diversisporales, Gigasporaceae.